CGAUAUAGUGUCAUCGAUGCUCUGCCAUCUCUACGGAAUGACUUUAUAAAAUUUCGUCUUCACGAAAAGUCAGCCGCCAGAUCAGAGAGUUACAAGUUGUUUUGUUAAUAAUAAUUCCAAGAAGUCAGUCAAACUACAUAAAACAAUAUGUCGCGAGGAAGUUCUGCCGGUUUCGAUAGACACAUUACCAUUUUCUCUCCUGAGGGACGCCUCUACCAAGUGGAGUAUGCGUUUAAGGCCAUUUCGCAGGAGAACAUCACUUCGGUGGCUUUAAAAAGCGGUGAUUGUGCCGUUGUAGCUACACAGAAGAAGGUGACGGAGAAAAACAUUGUUCCCGAGACGGUGACCCAUUUGUUUGGCAUCACGAAAGAGAUUGGCUGCGUCAUGACUGGCCGCAUUGCCGAUUCCCGCUCGCAGGUGCAGAAAGCACGUUAUGAGGCCGCCAACUUCCGCUACAAAUACGGCUAUGAAAUGCCGGUUGAUAUUCUCUGUCGCCGCAUUGCCGACAUCAAUCAGGUGUACACACAGAACGCCGAGAUGCGUCCACUAGGAUGCAGCAUGGUGCUAAUCUCGUACGAUGAUGAGAAAGGACCUAGUGUGUACAAAACCGAUCCAGCUGGUUAUUACUGUGGUUUCCAGGCAUGCUCGGUGGGCGCGAAAAUGAUUGAGGCCAAUAGUUAUCUGGAAAAGAAGUACAAAAACAACUUGUCCGAAGAGAAGGCCAUCCAACUGGCCAUCACCUGUUUGUCGAGCGUUUUGGCUGUUGAUUUCAAGCCCAAUGGCAUUGAAAUUGGCGUGGUGACCAAGUCGAACCGCCAGUUCCGCAUUCUCGACGAAAAGGAAAUUGAGGAUCAUCUUACAAAGAUUGCUGAAAAGGAUUAGAGCGCCAGGCGUGCCUAGCGAUCUACAAUAGAUGUUAACUUUACUGCUAUUUUAUACCUUGCGAAAACAAAUAAUAAAUGCUUCUGGUACAUCAUAAUAAA
Molecule: messenger RNA, 983 nt
Organism: Drosophila nasuta
Lineage: Eukaryota; Metazoa; Arthropoda; Insecta; Diptera; Drosophilidae
Gene: Prosalpha1R
Product: Proteasome alpha1 subunit-related
Exons: 4
Coding region: 148-882 (244 amino acids)
Biological process (GO): ubiquitin-dependent protein catabolic process
Cellular component (GO): proteasome core complex; proteasome core complex, alpha-subunit complex
Source: RefSeq, a predicted model, not a curated record